CGCGGCCCCCGCGCCCACUCCGCGCUCGGGCGAGGGCAGGCGGCCGCUGGCGUCCUGGCCCGGGGACAGCCCGCGCGACCCCGGCGCUGCCCCCUUGGGCGCGGGGCGACCCUGGAGCUCCAGGUGGGGGCGCGGUGGGGGCGCGGUGACUGGACUAAAGGCGGGGAUCGUUCACCCCAAACUCGGUGCCCCGCGGUGUCCGCCCAAGUUCUGGGAUGUUUUACGCAACUGAAUUUCCCUUCCCCUGCCAGCCCGGCGGAACGAGUAGCUGGUCAGACGGACAGAUGCGCGGGGCUCUGACAUCCCCAGAGAGAGACCCUUCGUCUCUGGGGGUGGGAGCUCGGCGCCAGCACGGAAGCGCCCUUGGUGGCACCGGACUCGGCUCUCCGUACCUCCCGGAAAACUGGGUCCCGGUCCCGCGGGGUUCCCGCGAUGCCGGAGCUCGCAGCGCCCAGCUCAUGGUCCCGGGGAGCCGCGGCCCCGGAUUCCGCCAGCGCUGUCUCCUCUCCCUCAGGUCUGGCGGUCGCAGGGAAUGACCCUGGUUCCCCCACAGUCCCAGCUCGGGGCGGGGACGCCUGCCUGGGCAGCACCGAUAAGCAGCGGAAGGCAGGAGCCAGCGGCACCUCGGCCGCGGCCGCGCCCGGGCCCCCCUGGCGGAGGGAGCCGCGGGUUGAGGUUAUGGAUCCAGCGGGCGCCCCCCAGGGCCCCGGGUCCCGGCUCCCGCGGCCCUGCCACGUGCUGGUGCUGCUGAACCCGCGGGGUGGCAGGGGCAGGGGCCUGCAGCUCUUCCGCAGCCACGUGCAGCCCCUGCUGGCCGAGGCCAACGUCUCCUUCACGCUGGUGCUCACUGAGCGGCGGAACCACGCGCGGGAGCUGGUGCGGUACGAGGAGCUGGGCCGCUGGGACGCGCUGGUGGUCAUGUCCGGGGAUGGGUUGAUGCAUGAGGUGGUGAAUGGGCUCAUGGAGAGGCCUGACUGGGAGACGGCCAUCCGCAAGCCCCUGUGCAGCCUCCCGGCCGGUUCUGGCAACGCGCUAGCAUCUUCACUGAACCAUUAUGCAGGCUUUGAGCAGGUGACCAACGAAGGCCUUCUGACCAACUGCACGCUGCUGCUGUGCCGCGGGCUCCUGGCACCCAUGAACCUGCUGUCGCUGCACACGGCCUCUGGGCUGCGCCUCUUCUCUGUGCUGAGCCUGGCGUGGGGCUUCAUUGCCGACGUGGACCUGGAGAGUGAGAAGUAUCGGUGCCUGGGCGAGAAGCGCUUCACUCUGGGCACCUUCCUGCGCCUGGCAACCCUGCGCAUCUACCAGGGCAGACUGGCCUACCUCCCUGCAGAAAGGGCUGCCCCCCAGGGGACCGCCUUGCCUGCCCCGGGCAGACAGGGCCCGGCAGACGCGCACCUUGUGCCCCUGGAGGAGCCGGUGCCAUCCCACUGGACCGUGGUGCCCGACCAGGAGUUCGUGCUGGUGCUGCUGCUGCUGCAUUCGCACCUGAGCAGCGAGAUGCUGGCGGCACCCAUGGGCCUCUGUGCGGCCGGCCUCAUGCACCUCUUCUACGUGCGGGCAGGCGUGUCUCGGGCCUCGCUGCUGCGCCUCUUCCUGGCCAUGGAGAAGGGCAGGCACAUGGAGUGCGACUGCCCCUACUUGGUCUACGUGCCCGUGGCAGCGUUCCGCCUGGAGCCCAAGGAUGGCCAGGGUGCCUUUACUGUGGACGGGGAGCCAAUGGCCAGCGAGGCUGUACAGGGUCAGGUGCAGCCCAACUUCCUGCGGCUGGUCAGUGGCUGUGUGGAGCCCCCACCCAGCGGCUGCCACCCCCACAAGAGCCCUCCUGACUCUGUGGGGCUCGCUGUGCCUUAGUCUCCUGGGGGAGGAAGUCAGGACCUUUCCUCCUUUCCCCGGGAGGCGGGAAGGGGUGGGAGGGCUCCCCUGGAGGAGGGUGGAGGCCGCGCUUUGGAAGGUCAGACUCUGCUCACCAGAGGCCCGAAUGUGGCUCCAGACCAAGAGCCCAGCUGCCCCUGGAAGCCACUCGACCUUUUUGUGGGAGCCCCAUCCCAUGAAUCCAAUCCAAAUAAAGUGACAUUCCUA
Choloepus didactylus (southern two-toed sloth) is the source of this 2082-nucleotide messenger RNA. It is a transcript of the gene SPHK1, whose product is annotated as sphingosine kinase 1. Lineage: Eukaryota; Metazoa; Chordata; Mammalia; Pilosa; Megalonychidae. Gene Ontology annotation, cellular component: intracellular membrane-bounded organelle; cytoplasm; membrane. The record is from RefSeq and is a predicted model, not a curated record. Gene Ontology annotation, biological process: negative regulation of apoptotic process; sphingosine biosynthetic process; cellular response to growth factor stimulus.